GCGGAAUAAAUGUGUGGUGUAGAACAUGAUGAUAACUGCCCUACUUCUGCUUUUGUGCGUUAAGUAACGGAUACAUAGCAGAGAUCACAAGAGAAAAACAUUUGGGGGAAGAUAAGCGAAGCAGCAGAAUAAGGAGCGAAGACUAGAGGAGACAUAAAUGAAAUAACAUCAAUAGAAUCUGACCCAAGAGGAGAGAAGAGCAUCAUGUCAGGAGAGGAGAAACAAUGAGAGAAAGAGAAGAAUACUUCCAUGGAACAGGAGAGAAUGAUUUAAUGAUGGAUUCAGCUCAACCCAGUGGGAUCUAAUCUCAUUGGCCGUUCACUGCCUUGGGAACACCAAUAAACAUCAGGAUGUGGCACAUGCAGCCUCAGAUUUUCCAACAUGGAUUUGUGGUUCUGUUCUUUCUCUUGUCCUUACCUGGGAAGGGUGCUGAUGGUCAAACACCAGGUUAUACUCUAUCAGUCCAGAGUUUAGUGUCAGUGACAUCAGGUCUCUGUGUGGAAAUUCCCUGCAAAUUUACCUUUGACACUAGAACUUUAUCUACAAAUGUCACAGGGAUUUGGCAUAAAAAAAUGACUCAAGACAUCGUUGCAGCCUCUACAGAUGCCUCUAUAGUUUCUGAAAGAACAAAAGGUAGAUUCAGAUUGACUGGAAAACUACAUGAAGGAGACUGCUCAUUCUCUAUCAGUAACGUACAAAAAGGAGAUCAAGGGAAAUAUGAAUUCCGAUUUGAAGAUGGAGGCCAUAAAUAUUCCUAUCGGUGGAACAUGCUUUAUGUGAUUGUGACAAAUCUACGAGGACCUACUAUAUCCCCUGUAGGGAAGCUGAUCGCUGGGAAGCAAAUAACACUGACUUGUCAGUCCCUUCCAGCAUCUCAAGGGUGCAAGGGAAACAUCACAUGGGAAGGAACCAUAAACAUACAGACUACUUCUAAUUCUGAGAUAAUGGAUAGGUCUGGUAAAGUCACCUCCAAUUCAGUAAUUAGAUUUACUCCAUCCCAGAGAGAUCACAAGAGCUCACUAACAUGUACAGUGACUUACAGUGGGGUCUCCACUUACAGCAGCAUCAGCCUGAAUGUUGAGUAUGCACCAAGAAGUCCAUCUAUUUUGAACUGCACAUCAGCAGGUUGUCUGGUUGAAGUCAUAGAUGGAACCUCUCUGUCCCUGCUCUGCUCGGCUGAAAGUCACCCUCCUGCCAAUCUGUCCUGGGCCAAAAAGAGUCACAACAACAUUAUUCCCCUAAAUUCCUCAAGUGGGAGAUUAGAUGUUUCUCAUGUAACAAUUGAUAAUGGGGGAGAUUACAUGUGCCAGGCAACGAAUACACAUGGAAAUUCAACAGCUUUAAUCAGAGUUGUUAUCAUUUCUCUCAAACAUCACACGAUCAAUCUUAAUGGAUUAAUGUUUGGUGGAAUUUUUAUCUUACUCCUCGCUGCUGUUGCACUUUUAGCACUUUUGGCCGUGAAAUACAAGAAAAACAAGAGAAGUCCUCCAGAGCCGGUUGAAGAAAGUAAAAGUUUAUCACCAAAUAAUUAUGAAGUGGUUUACUUUAACAUAAACAGAAAAACAUCUGAUGAUGAACCCUACAUGGAUGUCAGCUCUCCAAAUGAAUGUAAAAUUCCUGAUGAAGACCUGCAAUAUGUGACCCUUGAUAUCUCAAAGUUAAAACCAAAAAGGUCUCCAGAACCAGAAGACACUUUAUAUUCAGAAGUCAAAAGGAACUAAGAUGAGGAAUGGGUGGUAUUAGAGAAGAGGCUCAACAGUAGCAACAAUGAUACUUCUGGGGUUUCAUGUAUAAUAGCAAUUGUUACUAGAAUGGGCCACUGAUCAGAUCAUUUACAGUCAGUGAUAAUUAGAAACACACUGAUCAUGGCUGAGAUAGUUGAAUGGAAAAAAACCUCUAUAAUAAACUAUUACGCAUAGGUAAAGGGAUAUUUCUUUGGAGCGCCACUAAUAUAGAUAUAAACUGUACCUCAGUAUAUUAAUGCAUAUGCAUUAAAAACAUUUAUAUUUCUGCAAAAAAAAAAACUAUUGCUCUCCCCCGUUCAUCUUAAUGUGGGGGUCCCUCAGGAUUCUGUACUUGGUCCUCUCUUGUUCUCCUUGUACACUCUCUCUUUAGGAGACCUUAUAUCUUCCUUUGGUCUUAAAUACCACCUGUAAGCAGACUGCUUAGUAGCUAUCUUUUCCUGGGUGAACCAACGCCACUUCAAGCUCAACUUGGCCAAGACUGAGCUCAUGGUCUUUCCACCCAAACUGAGCCCAUCUCUUCCUUUCACCAUUACUUUUGAUGACAUGACCAUUAACCCGGUUAACUAAGCAUGCUGCUUGGGGGUCUUCUUUGACCUGUCCCUCUCUAAUUAAAUUAAUAAUACUGCCAAAACUUGUCAAGACAAGAUACUUCUGUUUCUUACACAUACAACAGCCAAAAGACUAAUCCAUGCACUUUUCUUAUUCCGUUUAGACUUUUGCAAUGUCCUACUAACCAAUCUUCCUGACUCUCAUCUCUCUUCCCUCCAAUCAAUCUUAAACUCUGCUACCAGGAUCCUUCUGCUCUCUCCUAAAAGGGAACCUGCUCAACCCCAACUAAAAUACUUAUCAUGGAUGCCUGUUAAGAAAAAGAUAGAAUAUAAAACCCUUCUACUGACAUUAAAAGUCUCACUCCUCUGCUCUUCACUACAUUUCUUUUCUUGUCUCACUGUAUGUUCCUGGUCAUCUUCUCCUCUCAGAGCCACCGUCUCUUCACACCAUCCACAUCCACUGCAACCUCUCGUCUCAAAC
Molecule: messenger RNA, 2774 nt
Organism: Xenopus laevis (African clawed frog)
Lineage: Eukaryota; Metazoa; Chordata; Amphibia; Anura; Pipidae
Product: sialic acid-binding Ig-like lectin 12
Exons: 9
Coding region: 351-1721 (456 amino acids)
Source: RefSeq, a predicted model, not a curated record